UUGGGUGCAUGCUCACACACAAACAUGUACAGUGUUCUAGUUUCUCACAUUCAGACAGGUGCGAUUCUCCGAGUAAGAUGGUCAUGGAGAAUUUCAGAGCAUAUUGCAGUAUCAAAAGAAUUUACCUUUUCAGGGUAUUGCUUCUGACUGUGGUAGCACUGAUCGUUUUCACGUGUUUUUCUGUUUAUGAAGAUAAAAGUGAAACACCGAGCCUUGGAUUUUGGGACAGACAGAUGAAAAACACACAAGAUGAUCAGCCAUUAUGGAAACCCGAGUUUCUAGGAGAAGUGAACAUGCAUAUUUUUGAAGACUGGUGUGGAGGAUCUGUACGUCAGUUAAGGACGAACGUGCUGUACCCUCUUUACCCACAUGUUCGAACCACAAUCACCAGGCUGGCUGUUAGUGCUGGAUGGAAAAACUACGGUCUGAGAAUCUUUGGAUACCUUCAUCCUAGAUAUAGUGGUGAAUACAUUUUUGCUAUUGCCUCUGAUAAUAAUGCAGAAUUCUGGCUGAGUUCAGAUGACAGCACCAAAAAAGUCAAUCUGAUGGCCUACCUUGGCAAGUCAGGAGAUGAAUGGGCAGCCCCAGGAGAGUAUGAGAAAUUUGCAUCUCAAAUAUCUGAGCCUGUAAUGCUAUCAAAAUACAUGCUGUAUUUCUUUGAAGUUCUCUACAAACAAAGUGAAGGAAUGGAUCACCUGGAGGUUGCUUGGCGUCGCAAUGAUGAUGAGAGUACUUUUGAGGUCAUCACUGCGGAGUAUUUGUCACGCUAUGUUGAUGAGUCUAAUAUACUGCUGGUGGAAAAUAAUCACAUCCCUCAAACAAAAGCCAGUCAUCAAAGGAUGUCCCCUGACCCCGUUUUCAAGCCAGAGAAGCCUCAAGUGGACAUGGUCAGAGCGGACCCACGAGACUUUAUGUAUAGAAUACCUCUGCUGAAGAACUUAGAUUUGGAAAAUGUUUUUCCUGAAUGUGAAUACUAUCCACUUCAUAUAUUUAAUAACGACACUAUUGAGAGAUAUGAUGGGAUAAAUUACGUUCACUACUCCUCUGUGUAUCCCAAUGACCACACAAGACUAGCUAAUGAAGGGAUUGAGAGAGAGAUAUGCUUUUACCAAAAGGAUGAAACAUAUGAUAAAGGAGGUGGAUUUGGUCAAUAUCUGAAAAUUGAAAACAGACCAGAAGAUGAAGAAAUAGUGGACAAAUCAAAAACAGAGAACACAAACAAUCCAAAAUGGAAACAGGUCUUCAGUGUGAAUGUUUCAGAUUUCCAAGCAAAGCAGAGUGAUUUUGUUGUUAAUACUUGCAAUAGAGCUGGAAAUAUUAUAAUGAUCAAAAAACAAGUCAUGCCUGUAGUUGAAGCCUUCAUGAGUCAACUAAGCAAAGCAGAUGCAACAAGGGAUCUGGUCUUAAAGCGUGUGAUAAAUGUGGAGAAGAAAACAGAUGAUGCUGUGGGCAGUCGAUACCUGUUGGAGCUAGAGCUGGAGAACACACAGGGGGAUAUCAUUCUGCUCUCCAAGUAUUUUUAUGCUUUGAAGGACAAAAAUAAUAAGAAGAAUCCAGAACGUCCAACCCUCUACAGCCCAAAAGGUUUCUCCUGGAAUCCAGACACGAUAGUCCAUGUCAUUCUAGCAGUGAGAAACCAAGGAAGAUGGGUCAUACAUUUCAUAAAGGAAAUGGAGAAAGUGUACAAAGCCACAGGAGACAAAAACUUCAACAUCAUUCUCAUAGACUAUAAUAGCACCGACGUUGAUGUAGAGAAGGAACUGAAAAAUGCAAAUGUACCAAGCUACCAGUUUGUGAGUCUGGGUGGACCUUUUGGCAGAUCACCAGGACUCCAAGCAGGAAUAGAUCUUGUUAGAGAUGACAACAGCAUUUUGUUUCUGUCUGACCUGCAUCUCCACUAUCCUGUGACAAUACUAGACUCCCUGCGUAAACACUGUGUGCAAGGGAAAAUGGUGUUUGCUCCUGUAGUAAUGAGACUGGAAUGUGGUGCAACAGUCCAGGCCCCUGCAGGAUUCUGGGAAACAAUGGGAUAUGGUCUGGUUGGAAUUUAUAAAUCAGACAUGGUUAAAAUUGGAGGAAUGAAUAUUAAAGAAUUUACAGACAAGUGGGGUGGAGAGGACUGGGAAUUGCUGGACCGAAUUCUACUGAACAAGCUGGAGGUGGAGCGACUGAACAUCAGGAAUUUUUUACACUUCUACCAUUCAAAGCAUGGCAUGUGGAACAACGAAUGAACAAUGAAUGAAACAACAUGUACUGUACAGCAACUGAUAGAAGGACGCGCAGUGCGUUGUGAAGUGUUUUUAAUAGGGCUGUCAGUUGAUCAAAAUUUUUAAUCUAAUUAAUUACAUGAUGUGACGAUUAAUUAAUCUAAUUAAUCGCAUUUAAUCAAACAUGAACAAUGGCUGAGAAAUUCCCCCCAAAAUGAUCAUUUAAAGUCAUUACUGUGUUAAACGAGCAUUAAAUAGACAUUACAACAAAUACUUUUUUAUAAAAACAGCCUAUCACUUAGACUACAACAUAUUUAGCUUGAGCUAAUCUUUCCUCUUUUGAUUUUUUUCAGUGUCAAACAGCUGAUUUAUUUUCGAAAGUACUGUAGUUCUUGACUAUUCGAAAUGCAUCCAUUAACCUUGUCUUCCACUAUAUUAACAGGCCUACAGUCCACAGAAAUCCAUUUAGCUAUCGUAUUUGCAAGUAUUUCCGAUGUAGGCUUGCUCGUUUUGUCGCGACUAGCCUCAGGCAGUGUGGUUUGGCAGAGCAUGUUGAUUGUAGCAGCCGGGGUUGUGCUAACUGUAGAACUCGCUACAACAUGCGUUGAGUUCAUGUGGUAUUUCAGGCUAGAACUGCUUCGAUGGUAUGCAAAUUCCUUACUGCAGACAAUGCAGAUGACUGGUUUGAUCAGUGGCUCCAUCUGGAUGAGUUUUAAAUUUACAUUGUCCCUUCAGAGGGAAGAUCUUUGUCGUGGUUUUGCAUCGUCACUACAGCUUACAGUGCUAAGAUGAUGUACAGGUCUGGCGCGAGGCAGGGCGGGAGAGGGUGCGUUAACUGCCUUAAAGUAUUUUAAUCACGUUACUUUUUCAUUACUAAGUUAACGCAUUAAACUGACAGCCCUAGUUUUUAAGUUUUUAAAAAACUUAAAAAGCAAAACCUUUUUUUAGCUAAAAAAACGUGUUACUUUUGAUUAAAUAAGAGAUCCACCAAAAGUGUUAAGUAAAUUUAAAACCGUGACACAUUUGAUAUGUUUUAAAAACAACCCCUGAUUACAGCGUUUUCAACAAUGUUUGAAAAAUCCCAACAUAUGUGUAGCACUUUUUUCCUGUCUGAUCAUAACAGGCCAUUCAUAACCACGGUGGCCGGGCAAGUGAACUAUGAAAAUUGGUUUUGCAUUUAAUGAAAAAACAACAAAAAAUGGCCGCCACUGUAUAUGCAUUCCUUUUUAUCCUAUUCAUUCCAUUAAUUUCUUAUUGAAUGUAUGUAUCUAUUUAGGGACAUUAUGUACUAACUGAUACAAGGUUUGUGUAUUUUACUCUAGAAUUUUAAUAGACUUUCAGUAUUUUUUUCUUUUUUAUAUAUUUUGAAUGUAUGCUGCAUUUGUACUGUACAGGUGUAAAAAUAUUGUAUGGCAUGACAGUGUCACACUUU
Molecule: messenger RNA, 3639 nt
Organism: Hemibagrus wyckioides
Lineage: Eukaryota; Metazoa; Chordata; Actinopteri; Siluriformes; Bagridae
Gene: b4galnt3a
Product: beta-1,4-N-acetyl-galactosaminyl transferase 3a
Exons: 20
Coding region: 9-2231 (740 amino acids)
Cellular component (GO): Golgi cisterna membrane
Molecular function (GO): acetylgalactosaminyltransferase activity
Source: RefSeq, a predicted model, not a curated record